UUCUCUUCUCUUUGCCAUUGGCUUUGGAUUUCACUGUAGAGAAGCGCGUCAUUUGGAGUGGGGACGAUGAGGGUCUUGUUAGAGCACCACUUGCAGCGUGGAGGGGUGUAUGUGUCUCUGCUGGUGCUUCUCCUUCCGGUGCUUUGCCCUUCUCUCUUCUCACCGCUUGGUCAUGCCUCUCCUUCUUUGUUCUCGGAAUGGAAUUCUCCUAAACCUAGGCACUUGUCUCUUAUGAGUGGCGCUUUACAACGCCAAAUUUCAAAUGAACAGAAAUCUGAUCUCUGGGCCCCUUUGCCACCUCAAGGAUGGAAACAAUGUAAACAAACCCGGAACAAUCCCAUUCUCCCUGAGGUGCCAAAUGGGUACAUUCAAGUAUUCCUUGACGGAGGGCUCAACCAACAGAGAAUGGGGAUAUGUGAUGCAGUUGCAGUUGCUAAAAUAUUAAAUGCUACACUUGUGAUCCCACACCUUGAAGUAAACCCUGUUUGGAAAGAUUCAAGCUCAUUUGAGGAAAUAUUUGAUGUGGAUCACUUUAUUAAUGUUUUGAAAGAUGAAAUCUCAAUAGUAAGAAACUUGCCUGAAGAAUAUUCUUGGAGCACAAGAGAGUACUACGCCGUAGCAAUUAGGGCUACAAGAGUUAAAUCUGCACCUGUUCAUGCUUCAGCUAACUGGUACCUGGAGAAUGUUUUGCCAGUGCUGGAAAGUUAUGGUAUUGCUGCUAUUGCUCCCUUCUCGCACCGUCUCGCUUUUGACAGCUUGCCUGAGGAUAUCCAACGAUUACGUUGCAAGGUCAACUUCCAAGCAUUGACUUUUGUUCCUCACAUCAACGAACUAGGCGAAGCCCUUGUCCACCGCUUGAGGUAUCCAGCCCGGCCGCAAUCUGGUGCAGAUGAAUUCAUACAGAUGUCAGUGGAGGAAAGCCACAGUGAAAGUUUUGGAAAGUUUGUGGUAUUGCAUCUUCGCUUUGAUAAGGACAUGGCUGCUCAUUCAGCCUGUGAUUUUGGUGGAGGUAAAGCAGAAAGGCUAGCUUUGGCCAAGUACAGGCAGGUGCUUUGGCAAGGGAGAGUCUUAAACUCCCAAUUCACUGAUGAGGAGCUGCGGAGUCAAGGUCGAUGUCCUUUGACUCCUGAAGAAAUUGGAUUGUUGCUGGCAGCCUUAGGCUUUGACAGUCAAACCCGUCUUUAUCUCGCCUCUCAUAAGGUCUAUGGUGGAGAAGCGAGAAUCUCAAGUUUGCGCAAGCUUUUCCCUUUAAUGGAAGACAAGAAGAGCCUUACUACUGAAGAGGAGCUCGCAAAAGUUGAAGGGAAGGCUUCUCUUUUAGCUGCUGUUGAUUACUAUGUUAGCUUGAACAGUGACAUUUUCAUUUCCGCCUCUCCUGGCAACAUGCAUAAUGCCAUGGUCGGUCAUCGAACAUACGAGAACUCAAAGACAAUACGGCCAAACAUGGCUUUGCUAGGACAGCUCUUUCUGAACAAGAGCAUGGAUUGGUCUGAAUUUCAACAAGCUGUGCAGACUGGGCACAGGAACAGACAAGGCCAGAUUAGGUUGAGGAAGUCAAAGCAAUCCAUAUACACAUAUCCUGCUCCUGAUUGCAUGUGUGAGGGCUGACGUUUGGAAAGUCCAGUUUCCACUUCUCAUUGGUGACUAGUUUCUCUAUUUCAUUUCUAGUAAUACAAGGUCAGACCUCUAGCUUUCAUUUCAUUUGUAAUUGUGAUUCUAUCUACAUGAUAUCAUUAAUUAAUCUCACAA
Messenger RNA from Dioscorea cayenensis subsp. rotundata (Guinea yam), 1749 nucleotides. RefSeq names its product O-fucosyltransferase 31-like. The record is from RefSeq and is a predicted model, not a curated record. Lineage: Eukaryota; Viridiplantae; Streptophyta; Magnoliopsida; Dioscoreales; Dioscoreaceae.